UUAAAAAGCAAGAUCAAACACGAUUGAAAAAUAAAAAGAUAAGAAAAAAUAUUGAAAAUGGAAAAUAUAAUGGAUUUGGGAUUUUUUAGAAACUUUGGCCGACGGGAUUGGAUGAACCUCGGGUUGUGCUGGAGAAGACGAAAUGAUGUGGAAACCAACAUCGUUCGUGCAUUGCUUCCGCCAGAAGCAUCAUACGAUUACAAAGCAUCUUACCAGCGAGAGGUUUUGCUUCAAUUCCUCCCGCAAACAUUCGUCUUUCAAAAUCUUGGUCUUGUUUAUCUCCAGGCUGAAGGUCUUAUAAUGGGCAGGAGAAGAGCCAUUAGGGUUUUUCAUCCCCAAAGAAGAGUUAGUUUUUCGACAUUACAUUGUUGA
This is a messenger RNA of Episyrphus balteatus (marmalade hoverfly), 372 nucleotides long. RefSeq lists its product as uncharacterized. The record is from RefSeq and is a predicted model, not a curated record. Lineage: Eukaryota; Metazoa; Arthropoda; Insecta; Diptera; Syrphidae. The transcript is spliced from 4 exons. Bases 58 to 372 code for a protein of 104 amino acids.